Molecule: messenger RNA, 3326 nt
Organism: Daphnia pulex (common water flea)
Lineage: Eukaryota; Metazoa; Arthropoda; Branchiopoda; Diplostraca; Daphniidae
Gene: Pdfr
Product: PDF receptor-like
Exons: 10
Coding region: 977-2533 (518 amino acids)
Biological process (GO): cell surface receptor signaling pathway; adenylate cyclase-modulating G protein-coupled receptor signaling pathway
Cellular component (GO): plasma membrane
Molecular function (GO): G protein-coupled peptide receptor activity
Source: RefSeq, a predicted model, not a curated record
AGCAGUGCCGGUCGGUCGGUCGGUUCGCUUUGGAGUUGUUUGUGAGAGUUUGUACGACUCUAAGAAAAAAAAAAAGGUGGCAGCGGUGAUGGAAUGAGGGUGGGCAACUUUUAGUGGAGCAUGCGCAACACCAACACGCUCGUCUCUCUUCUUUGAUUUCUUUCCUCCCUUUGCUUUUCGUGCUGCAUUUUGUUCUUCAAUCCCGUUCGUGUGUGUCUAUAAAAAUGGACAAAGAUGAGUGAAACUCUGCCGUGUAUAGUGUGCCGAGUUGAUCAGCGGCGACUACAACGACGGCGAACGACGCUGGCGACGGCCAGGCCAACGGGAAUAGCGGGCAAUAUAUAAGAAGUCCACGGCACAAGUCAAAAAGCUCAGAGUCGGUCGGGAGUCGUUAGUAUGCGCCAGAGUGCCAAACCCGCCGGACCAGCGGUCGUACAGUUCCACAGACAUCAGCACAACCGCCACUCACUCAACAACAACAUUUUUUGGUUGCUGACUUGCUGCUGAUGGUCAUCAAAACGAAUUUACCUGUUUCUUAUUUUUACCUGUGCAUCACCGUCUAUAGUUGUGCAAAGGCACAGUGCCGUUGAUUGAUACGUCUACUGCAACAGACUGACAUCGCGUUAUUCCUCAUUCAAAAAAGUUACUGUCCAUUAAAAAAACGGCUUUCCCCCAUUUUUUUUUAUACAAAUAAAAAAUUCGGAGUUCAGUUUUUAUUUUUUUCGCUUCAAAAGUCAAGAAAAAAGUGCAGGUGUGCCGUGCAACAACAGCGUGGAAAGAAUCAACUAUGGCGAAAUCACCCAUUAGCGGAUCUUAAUAAUACACGCUCAAACUCUAUACGACGCCAACGACGAAGAUCAACGGCGGCUGACACUUGACACGGUCGUCAUCCUCGUUAGCAGAUUCGCAGACUUUCACGUUUCGCUUUGGUUUGAUUGUCUUGUCCACCCACACACACACACCGGUUAGAUUCAUCAUGGAACAGUGUCGCCAACUCUACCAAGAAGCUCAACGCGACUUAGAAGAGACGAGUCAAUUUCAAGUUUUUUGCCGUGUAACGUGGGAUACUCUCCUGUGCUGGCCGCCGACGAGACCCGGUGAAACGGUCCACUUGCCCUGCCCACCGCGCCAGGGCAUCGAUCCCACUCAAUGGGCCGAAAGGCGAUGCCUAGACAGCGGAGUAUGGGAAGGCCCACCGCCUUCGGACGCCAGCGACGCCGCAGCGGCGGCAGUGGCCCUGCAGAACGACGCCGAUGACAUGCAGCAGCAGGGCUGGACAAAUUACAGUCAAUGUUUCCUGCCCGAAAUACGAGACUUGAUGAAGAGAUUGGACAGCGGCAGCGGUCAAGACGCCGAGAACAAACUGAUUGUGGCUCAAGCGACCCGAGUACUGGAACUGACCGGCUUGACUGUCUCGCUCAUCUCCUUGAUGAUUUCCCUCUUCAUUUUCACCUACUUCAGGAGUUUACAAAAUCACCGGACCCGCAUUCAUAAAAACCUGUUUGCCGCUAUCGGCAUUCAGGUCAUCAUCCGCAUGACGCUCUACUUGGACCAGGCCGUUUUCGUCUCUGAAAUGGUGGGUGGCGGCAGCCAUCAAACGCUCAUCGAUUCCAGCACGGUAGCAGCCGCUGGAGCCAGAGGCAUCCACGAAACCCCGAUUUUGUGUGAGUGGUUUUACAUCGUCCUCGAAUACGCCCGCACUACAAUGUUCGUCUGGAUGUUCAUCGAGGGCCUUUUCCUCCACAAUCUCAUCACAGUGAUGGUCUUCCGGCCGGAUACUUAUCACAAACUCUACCUGGCGCUCGGCUGGGGUAUUCCCAUCAUCUUGACGGCCAUUUGGGCCGCAUUCACCGCAACUCAUCAGACAACUUCCGCGUGCUGGUUGGGUUACAAUUUGACGCCGUCCUACUGGAUCCUGGAAGGACCUCGCCUAACCAUCAUUUUCAUCAAUUUACUUUAUCUGCUCAACAUCCUGCGUGUGCUGGUGACUAAACUCCGCAACAGCCAAUGCAGCGAAGCGGAACAAUUAAGAAAAUCGGUCAAAGCAGCGAUGGUUCUCCUCCCGUUGCUGGGCAUCACCAACGCAUUGGUGAUGAUCAAAGCGCCACUGGAUCGAUCAGUCGUCGAAUUCGCCCUGUGGUCCUAUUCUUCCCAUUUUCUCACCUCUUUCCAGGGAUUCUUUGUCGCGUUGCUCUACUGUUUCCUCAACGGCGAGGUUCGCUCGACGUUGGCCAAGAAAAUGCGCAACUACCUGACGGACCGACAACUCGGCACGUCCUUUUUGGGUUUCGGUCCUGGUUCCACUCGCCUCAUGAGUCAAUUCGCCAACCCGUCCACUCAAGUCGAGACGGAGCGUGAGGCUCGCACGGUGCUCGACGACCAGCAACUGCAACAGUUGCAACCGGGAUCCACGGCGGAGAAACAUCCACGACACCUUCUAAGGGCUUCCUUCUCAUUGUCGGCUGCUGCCCAACAGCACCAGGACACCAGUCUCGAGCCCAUCAACAAAAUGAUGACCACUACGCUAGUCUAACGAGUCUCUUUCGUCACGCCCGCCAUCAGCACGAACGGCGGGGAAAAAAACACACACUACAGCAGCGGCGUGCAGUAUACUUGUCUCGACACGCCGUUCAGCCGAGGAAUCUUUUUUGACGCGCCGUCAAAUUCCUUUUCUUCCUUUCAUUUUGUCACGCACUGGAUAUAGGAUCAAACAAAAAGAGCUCCGCCUCACUCCGCCUGUUUAAAAGAAAAAUCCUGGUCCAUCAACGUCAAACAACACAAUUCUCAAUAGGACGAACCCAGAUCAUUAUUAUGUGUCACAUACAGGGACUCCCCGUCAUCGGCUCCUCCUAUUUGCUCGUCGUUCAAAUUUUUUUCCCCCCCGUUCGCCCCCCGUGUGCGUGAAUAAUUCGUGCAGCAGUCCAACAGUCGCCAAUGUCUCCAACGCCAUAGGUCAAAAAGGAUAUGAUUGCAAACGUGACUGGCGACUGUUCAUCGCACUAAAAGAAGAAGAUGUGCGAAGAUGUGUUUUGUGUUAUAUAAUAUCUGUUUCUAAUACGUACAUGGUCGUCCUAGUUGUCAUAUUAUGAUUAACACUUCUCUUUUUCUCUCUCUCUUUUUUUACGGCAUCAUCUCUUUAUCUUUCUUCCCUCGUCUGCUCCAUCCGUGUUAUUAUGUACUGUACAUCUCUCACAGACACGUCGCCAAACUAUACCCCACACUAUAUAUAUCGCUGCCCUGCUGCUGUAUACGACGCAAUAUAAAAUAUCUCUAUUAUAUUAUAAUAUAUCGCGGACAAAUAGACGUUAUACGUUCCCCCCAUCUGA